CACCACUGGUGAAGACGGAAGUCCGAAGUCGGUCUUGUUCUUCCUAAAUCCGCAAAUCGCAGAACGGAAUAACCAGAGCGAGAGCCGCGCAGGGCCAGAGACAGGCAGGUCUUGUUCCUACCUGCAUAUUGUUUCCCAUGUCGCCUUCAGAGAAUCCGUUGCAGCUUAUCUCCCAAUCAUUCGAGAAGGUAUCAAAUAGCAUCCAAACCCAUCUCUCCCACUUCCUACGAUUUCCAAACACUACAAACCCACCCUUUGGUAUUUCCACUACUUCAAUAUCAAACGACUUGGCUCCAAGACGUGCCACCUCAGAUCUUCUCCAACCCACUCCAAUUCCAAAGAACAAAACGUUUGAUGGCCCAGUGAUUAAAGAAGAACUUGGAAGGGCCACUUGGACCUUUCUUCACACUCUUGCAUCUCAGUACCCAGAGAAGCCAACCAGGCAACAGAAGAAAGAUGUGAAAGAAUUGAUGGCAAUUUUAUCUCGCAUGUACCCUUGUCAGGAGUGUGCCGAUCAUUUUAAAGAAGUUUUGCGAUCAAAUCCCGUCCAAGCUGGAUCCCAAGCUCAGUUUUCACAAUGGCUUUGCCGCGUUCACAAUAUUGUUAAUAGAAGUUUGGCUAAACCUAUUUUCCCCUGUGAACGGGUUGAUGCACGAUGGGGUAAGCUUGAUUGUGAGCAGCGAACCUGUGAUUUGCAAGGAAGCGACAAGUUUUUCUAACGAAGCAUAUGCUAUGAAUUAGUUGCACCGGGAAAUCUUUAGCCGUGCUUGAAUCUGCUAUGUUCUUUGAGAGCCAAAGAUGUAAAGUCUAUACAGGCAGGCAAUGUGAGAACAUACAUGGUAAACCAUUAAGGGUGGUCGAAUCGGUUGAAUUAGUGAUUGAGAGAUCACGAAUUCAUUCCCCUACCAAUACCUUCUCGGUCGAGCCAUCAUAUAGGGCUUGACUAGUACGGAGUAUGUUUUAAUUUGUUAGCACUUCUAUGGGCCCUCAUCGCCAAAAGAAAAGCAUACAGGUAGAGUUGUGUCCGGUUACCAAAUCAAUAGAACUUGUGAUGAACCUUAUGUAAUGUACGAGUAUUCCCUAAUUUAAAAGGCCUAAUUGUCA
Messenger RNA from Cuscuta epithymum, 1104 nucleotides. The record is from the annotation of a GenBank genome assembly. Lineage: Eukaryota; Viridiplantae; Streptophyta; Magnoliopsida; Solanales; Convolvulaceae.